This is a messenger RNA of Dermacentor albipictus, 2527 nucleotides long. RefSeq names its product flavin-containing monooxygenase 5-like. The record is from RefSeq and is a predicted model, not a curated record. Lineage: Eukaryota; Metazoa; Arthropoda; Arachnida; Ixodida; Ixodidae. Gene Ontology annotation, molecular function: N,N-dimethylaniline monooxygenase activity; NADP binding; flavin adenine dinucleotide binding.
AUGUAUUAGUAUUUAGUGCUUUGCACAACGGCCGCUGUAACCAGCGAAGCUUUUUCGAGGCAAAGACCCUUAAAGUACGUAUAGACGUGGCGCAUUCGUAUGGCAUAUCUACAACGCCGCUAUUAGCUGUCCGGCACCAGUAAUCUUGGAACCAGACCAUGUCGAAGAAGGAGGUCUGCGUAGUGGGCGCCGGGUCGAGCGGACUGACGUGCUCGCGCCAGAUGCUCGACUACGGCUUCGACGUGGUGCUGUACGAGCGGUCCGCGGACAUCGGAGGCCUCUGGGCGUACCACGACGAUGACGUCGAGGGGCGGGCGUCCGUUAUGCGCACCACCGUUAUCAACACCAGCAAAGAGAUGAGCGCAUUCAGUGACUAUCCGAUGCCCAAGGACGUCCCCAACUACAUGCACAACACCAAGAUGCUGGGCUACUUCCGGAGCUACGCCGACCAUUUCGGCGUCACCAAGCACGUGAAGACAAGGCACGAAGUGGUGCAGAUCACGCCUGCCGCCGACUACGAGAAGACGGGCCGCUGGGACGUGCUCGUCAGGGACCUGGAAGCGAACACCUACCGCACGGAUACGUACGACGCCGUGUCCGUGUGCGUCGGCCACCACGUGCACCCGAACGUGCCGCACUUCAAGGGACAGGAGAAGUUCCGCGGCCGUAUUGUGCAUACGCACAGCCUGAAGAACGCCGAUACGUUCCGAGACCGCCGGGUGGCCGUGAUCGGCAUCGGAAACUCAGGGCUCGACGCUGUCGUCGACGCCAGUUACGUUGCCUUCGAGACGUAUCUGUCCACGAGGAGGGGAGCUUGGGUCUCCCGGCGCGUGGGCCCCAACGGCGUGCCCAUCGACAUCUUCCUUAAAACGCGACUCAAGACCUACCUGCUGCGCGCCUUGCCGGUCUCAUUCACCAACGACUACGUGGAGAACUUGUUGAACGGGCUCUUCAACCACGAGGCUUACGGACUCAAGCCUGAGUACCGCUACAACGCGCAGCACCCGACCAUCAACGACGCGUUGCCGAACCUCAUCCUGAGCGGGAAGGUUCGCGUCAAGAAAGACAUCGUCGAGUUCACCGAGGACGGUGUGCUCUUCCAAGGCGACGACAAGGCGACCCUAUUGGACGAUGUCAUCCUGGCCACGGGAUACCAGAUCAAGUUUCCUUUCUUGCCAAAUGACGCGGUGCCCGUGGUGGACAACCAGGUGCAGCUGUACAAGUACGUCUUCCCGCCCCAGCUGAAGCAUCCGAGUCUGGCCAUCAUCGGGCUCGUCCAGCCGGCCGGAGCCAUGUUCCCCAUAUCUGAGCUGCAGAGCCGCUGGAUGGCCCACAUGCUGUUCGAGAAACGCUCGCUCCCUUCGGAGGAAGCCAUGUUGGAGGGCAUCCGCAAGAAGCGGGACUCCAUGCGACGGCGCUACGUCGCAUCGCUACGCCACACCAUCCAGGUGGACUGGAUCGACUACAUGGACGAACUGGCCAGCCAGAUCGGCGCACGACCCAACAUCCUGAAGUACUUCUUCACGGACAACGAGCUCUUCCGCGCGCUGCUCGGACCCUGCGUGCCGUACCAGUUUCGGCUCGAAGGCCCGCACCCGUGGUCCGGCGCACGGCAGGCCAUCCUCGACACCAGCUACAGGGUGAUGUACCCGCUCAACGAUCGAUGCGCCUCCUUCGAGAGACAAAAGAAGGGCCCGUCGGCAUUCGUCUACAUGUUCCUUUUCUUCUUCGUGCUGGCCUUUGCGUACGUACUUUCCGGACUAUGGCAGCAUCCCCAAUAACUGCGCCCGUCGUUGUUCAUCGCCUCCCGAACAGCAUCGUUUCAGCCCAAUUCAAGCAAACUCAAAUUAUUGCGCCCCUCUCCAAUCUUGCGUUCAAUUCAUUCAGUUCAGGUGUAUCCACCAUGUUGAACAUAUUACAGUCGAGCGCCUCUUCAGCGAACGCCUCUACAACCAAAUGACUUGUGUAACAAAGGAUUCCGUAUGUCCCAGCCGAAUUCCUGUCUUUCAUAUGUAUUGUGAACGCCCCUAUAACGAAGAGCACUACAUCGAAUUUGCCUCUACUAUAUAUAAGAAGAAAUUUGUCCUAUUUCUAACCCCUAUCUCCCAACCCCAGUGUAGGGUAACAAACCGGAUGCUAAUAUCUGGUUAACCACCCUGCCCCUCUCUCUCUCUCUCUCUCUCUCUCUCUCUCUCUCUUGACUUCCCCCACCGACCUAUUAGUUACCUUACAAAGAACGCACGUAGCCACACCGCCGAUGCACUCUCGCAGCUAGCCGCCCACGAGCUGUGGUAUUACAUAGAGAGCACUGGCCGACAACACAAGAAAUGCCACGUGGGGGUGUCCGGGCACUGCUGUUACCCAUGGUAGCCCGGUUUCGCCGGGAAACAUGCCGUGAACCUCUCCACGCCAUGAGGUCGACUGAAGUCGCACGUUGCGUUCGAAGAAGUGUUCAGAAUGAAAGCUGCGACCUCUUUAGUUGUAUGCUUCCUGAAAUUAUGUUAAAUAAAGGUUAUGUUUUGUUGAA